AAAAAACGUUAAAUCAAUUCAAACUAAACCUUCUCUCUCUCUCUCUCUCUCUUUCGCUCAUCAUCAUUUUAUCUGAUGAAUACGCCCAAUUGAAAUCCUUUCCUUAUCAACUCAAAUUGAGUUUUCAAAAUUAUUCAAUUUUCGGAUCUCCGUAAAUUUGCUCGGCGGAGGAAGGAUGGCUCAGUUGGCGGCGGGGAUGAGCGGGCGGGUAAUCGGGGAUUACGCGGUGGGAAGACAAAUCGGGUCGGGUUCGUUUUCGGUGGUGUGGGAAGGGAGGCAUCUUGUAGAUGGAACCGUGGUUGCAAUCAAGGAGAUCGCCAUGGCUAGGCUUAGUAAGAAGUUGCAAGAUAGUCUCAUGUCGGAGAUUUUCAUCUUGAGGAAGAUCAAUCACCCCAACAUCAUCCGCUUCAUCGACAUGAUCGAGGCUCCCGGGAAAAUAAAUUUGGUGUUGGAGUACUGCAAAGGGGGUGAUCUUUCUAUGUUUAUUCAGCGUCAUGGAAAGAUCCCUGAUGCUACUGCUAAGCAUUUUAUGCAGCAGUUAGCUGCUGGUUUGCAAGUUCUUCGUGACAAUAAUAUCAUUCACCGAGAUUUAAAGCCUCAGAAUCUUCUUCUAUCCACAGAUGAUAACGAUGCAGCUCUGAAGAUUGCUGAUUUUGGAUUUGCAAGAUCGUUGCAGCCAAGGGGUUUGGCAGAAACUUUGUGUGGUUCCCCAUUGUAUAUGGCCCCAGAGAUUAUGCAGCUUCAGAAGUAUGAUGCAAAGGCAGAUCUCUGGAGUGUUGGUGCUAUAUUAUUUCAACUUGUGACAGGAAGGACCCCUUUUACAGGAAACAGCCAAGUUCAGUUGUUCCAGAACAUUAUGAGAUCAACUGAAUUGCAGUUUCCAGUAGACUGUAGAGAUUUGACUACUGACUGUAAAGAUCUAUGUCAGAAAUUGCUGCGCCGUAAUCCAGUGGAACGUUUGACGUUUGAAGAGUUCUUUCAUCACCCUUUUCUUUCAGACAGACAAUCAUAUGAUGUGCCAAGGAGUAGAUCAGGUUCAAGAACGAUGGAUGGUUUUCAUUCAUCAGGAAGCAGUCCCUCAGGAAAAAUGGAAGAAGUUUCUCAUGAUGACUCUUUGCCGUUCUUUUUAGAUGAUGAUUCUAGUGAACCUGAGGGAAGCCCUUCAUAUAUUAAACAUACUUCUCCGAUGAAGUCAUCUUAUGGAUUUAGUGUUGAGAGAAGGGAAGCAGCAGCAUCUAGUCCUUUGAAAAACAUGGAACUUAAUUCCAGAUAUAGUAGAGUUAGUCAUAGAGCAGAUACCAAUAACUUCAAGUUCGAAAGCCAUAGAUUAAUAGAUAGAAACCAAUUCAAACCGUCAAGCUUGCCUGAUUCCAGAUCACUUAGUACUCAAGGAAGAGUAGGGGAUACGCCAGAUUCAAUAGAUCAAGAUUAUGUUCUGAUAUCUGGACCAUCAGUGGAUAUACCAUCAUCUUCAUCUGGCUCUCCGAAGCUUUUCAAUUACCCGUUCAAAUCACAUUCCCCUCCUGUGGAGUUCAUUAAAAGAAACGUAACGAGUUCAACGGCUCCUAUGCCAAUAGCUGGUGCCACUGGCAGGAACAUUGGUGGUCGGUUUGAAAGCUUGGAGAGCCCAAAUUCUCUCCCGGGUACUUCCCAUGGGUCUCUGAACCUUGUGGAUGCUUUUGAACAGCCAUCAACUCACAGCUUGACAAGAAUCCGGUCUUUGCAAAAGUGUGCAGCAACGAUUGCAGAAUUGGUUCGUGAAAGGAUUGAUUCAGGUAAACAGUUAGAAGCUUUCUCAAUCCAACUGGUGAUUCUUGCGAUUUGGAACCAAGCACUGCACAUCUGCCAUACUCAGGCAGCCUCUGGUGUAGAAGGAAGCCUGCGCCAAGACAGUAACAGAGUAAGAAGAAAUAUUAGCCAAGAAAGAUCAGAGAAAAUAUUGUCUCAGAUUCAGAGAGAGUUUGUCCAGGAGGUUGAGCGUGCUGAAGAUUUUGCCAAGUUUGUUGAAUCUGGCAAUACAAAGAUGCCUGAUGCGAUGGAGAUAAUAUUCCAAGCAGCUCUUACUCUUGGCAUACGUGGAGGAGUAGAUGAGGUGGUGAUGGGAGAGGCAGAGAACGCAGUAACCCUCUACACAAAAGCGGUGCGCUUGCUAGUCUUCCUUGUAGUGGAGGCGCAAACGCUGAUUCUAAAUCCACCUUUAACACUCACAAACUCAGUAAGGUAUCGAAUCAGAACAUAUAUAGAUAACCUCAUAAGCAGACUAAAACACCUACAAUCCCAUAAAAGAACUUCAGGUCCUCAGAAACCAUGAGAGGAGGAGGAACAAACAAAUCAUCCCACAUGUUUUUUUUUUCUUGUUUGUUUUGUUCAGUGCCUGUAAAAGUAACCAUUUGUUUGUACAGCCACAAAAGAAAAAGACCUGAUUCUUAAUUCUUUUGGAUGUUGGUUAAUAUCCAGAGGACUUGUACCAUUCUCUUUGUUGUCACGCUGGUCAAUUGUUUCUAUUGUAUGUUGAGAUA
This is a messenger RNA of Brassica oleracea var. oleracea, 2519 nucleotides long. Its product is annotated as serine/threonine-protein kinase ATG1. Gene Ontology annotation, molecular function: protein serine/threonine kinase activity; ATP binding. Bases 176 to 2311 code for a protein of 711 amino acids. The transcript has 13 exons. Lineage: Eukaryota; Viridiplantae; Streptophyta; Magnoliopsida; Brassicales; Brassicaceae. Gene Ontology annotation, cellular component: cytoplasm. The record is from RefSeq and is a predicted model, not a curated record. Gene Ontology annotation, biological process: peptidyl-serine phosphorylation; autophagy.